AUGAUCAAUUUUAUUUUAGUGCAGAACAGACAAGGGAAGACUCGUUUGUCUAAGUGGUAUGUUCCGUACGAUGACGACGAGAAGGUCCGUUUACGCGGGGAGGUGCACCGGUUAGUCGCGCCUAGAGACCAGAAGUACCAGUCGAACUUCGUCGAGUUCCGCAACAACAAGAUCGUGUAUAGGAGAUAUGCCGGCCUGUUCUUCUGCGUCUGUGUGGACGCCAACGAUAACGAAUUAGCAUAUCUCGAGGCUAUUCAUCUCUUUGUUGAGGUUCUUGACUCGUUCUUUGACAACGUUUGCGAGCUAGACCUUGUCUUCAACUUCUACAAGGUCUAUGCUAUCUUGGACGAAGUGUUCCUCGCGGGCGAGAUAGAGGAAACCAGCAAGGAUGUGGUGCUUGCGAGGCUAGAAGAGUUGGAGAAGUUGGAGUAA
Molecule: messenger RNA, 432 nt
Organism: Phanerochaete carnosa HHB-10118-sp
Lineage: Eukaryota; Fungi; Basidiomycota; Agaricomycetes; Polyporales; Phanerochaetaceae
Exons: 6
Coding region: 1-432 (143 amino acids)
Biological process (GO): protein transport; clathrin-dependent endocytosis
Cellular component (GO): intracellular membrane-bounded organelle; AP-2 adaptor complex
Molecular function (GO): clathrin-cargo adaptor activity
Source: RefSeq, a predicted model, not a curated record